AUGGCCAUCCAGAAGACCGGACGACUCGACAGCAUCGUCGUGAACGUCAUUCUUGACGAGCUCAUGCGUGCGGCCAUUGACGGCGGCGUCGCGAGCCAACGCUGCGAAACGAUCUGUCUGGUCAUGAUCUCGUUGACGUCCAUUAAUGUGCGCGGCCAGAUCUUGUCCAAGAUCCGCAAGGCGCUUGGGAAGACGAGCGUCAAGCCAACGCGCGAUCUGGCCGACAACACGCACUGGAACGAGAUCGCGUCGCUCACGCGCCUGGCGCUCAUCGCGCAUCAGCAUGGCAAGCAGACGGUGCUCCCGCAAUUAUACCGCCCCGAGCUGCUGCAUCUCGUCACGCUCAUCGCCGGCACGGGCGAGACGCUCGUUCGCACGACUGUGUGGCAGCUUGUUCUCGAUACGCUGCAAGCGCUGUGGAUAGUCCGCUCGGCGAAUGCUAUUGCUGAACCGGAGAUUCAGACGUUGCACGAUGAGGAGAGCACGGACGAGACGCUGCGGUACUUUGGACUCAAGCGCGCGACAUAUACGGGUGAUCCCAUCCCGUAUGUCCCAUUCAACGAGAAGGAGGGUUUGAAUAAUCAGGAAGGACUGGUGUCAUACCUCAUGCGUGUUAUGGAGACGGCUGCUCAGACCAAGGGCCUGCUCAACAUUUGGCGCGCACGCUGGAUGAGUCUCGUCACCGCGACAGCUUUCCAGGUUUCCCCGGCCGUACAAGCUCGCGCCUUCAUCGUUCUGGGCGCCCUCGCUACAUCCGACGUCGAUGGCGACUUCUAG
Molecule: messenger RNA, 777 nt
Organism: Peniophora sp. CBMAI 1063
Lineage: Eukaryota; Fungi; Basidiomycota; Agaricomycetes; Russulales; Peniophoraceae
Source: the annotation of a GenBank genome assembly